CGACUGCAAACCCAUGUGGUCAGGUCUUUCACUGCCUGACUAACUUCAUUCCCGUACCGUCGGUAAUUAAUGCCAUUUAAUCCUAUCACUUGGAGUCGUGAAAUUAUGUGAACAAAAUGUUGAAACAACAGCUCCUGGAUGAAUACGAGUUCCAGUCCGAUUUGGAAAGCGCUAGGCAGUGUACACAGGCACCCUGCCGUCGUGUUGCCGAUCACUGUUCCAGCCUAUUGGACGCACUUAUCAUUUUCAAGACCUGGUUUAUUCAAAGACAAGGAGAACUAGGCCCAACUAACCACCAACAGCAUUCAAUAACAGAUGGUGUUCACUCUACUGUCAUUCAAUUUGAUCAGACCAACGGUAAUACGUUGUCUCAUUGUUCACGUUCUCUUACCGCCACAAAUGGUCCCAUCGAGUCCUGCAGUGCAAUGGAAACAGCUAACAUGGCGUCUGCGGUGGUAUUGCGUGAACGCGACUGGGCUUUAUCGCGUAUGCGACGGAUGGAAAAUCAGGUGGGCCGUCUCCGUAGUGCGUGCCUCGCGAUGCGUGUCCAACUGGAGGCCGGACUUCGCCAUAAGAUAGAAGCGGACCAAGUGAAACGGGAACUAGAAAUGACGCUUAAGACUGUAGGUCACUAUGAAAACAUCAUUUCCGAAGGCAAUCGUCUCCGAGAAGAUUUACGAACAGAGCUAGCAAGAGUUCGCAAAGAGAUGUCCGUUGCUCGUUCGCGUAUGGCACCAGAUUCUGCAAGUAGCGGUGUGGGCAGUCGCUCUGCUACCAUUCGAAUGCAUGGCCACCCUUCUGACUCUUCCGAGCGAGCUGAUUCAUUGGCUACAUCAAUGAUGGCGACACUGGGUGAUAUGCAGUCAUCAUCAGCAAGUGAACUACGGAUCAUCGUUGAACGACAGGCUAGAUGGAUAGAGACAAUGAAUACAGAGACAAAAGAACUCAGGGGGAGUAUACGUGUGCUCUCCGAAAAGGACUCUGAACAAACAAAGAUGAUAGAUACUCUUCGUACAACUGUGCAAGACGUGAUGGAUCGCAUCUCUGCCCUGGGCCAUAAACGACAAACGUUAUCCGCUAGCCCCUUUGGAUCCGUCCUAGAUUUUUGCUGGUUGUCAACUCUGGCAGCUCACCUACAUUUGGAGAUACCAGAAAAUCUGGCGGAUAUUGCAAUGGAGCACGACCCAAAGCGAGAUGUAGUUGUCACAACAGAAGCGGCCGCUUAUGGCCAGUCAGCACAACCUACUACGCGUUGCAAACGCAAGCUUCGACCAGAAUUGGAUAAGUCAAAGCCUGAACCCCCAAAGAAAACUACGAAGACAGAAGUGCCCAGUCCAGCUAAAGUGGAUUUGGAUGAAUACAUGGAAAGUCAGUCCUCUUCCUUUAGUGACGUCGAAUCGGUGCCGUCAUCUGUGGUUCACGGAUCUAAACUUUUGGAGGAUAUCUUGUCAGAAUUGCAUCAUCUCGAAGGUGAUCCACUCUUAUUACUGGUGCCGGAUGAACCGUCUCCUAGUAAGAAGCAUGUUCCUGAUUCGAAAAGCGUUAUGGACUCUCCUUUGCCCAGUCCUACCUCCUCACCGACACUACGAAAACGACGCAACUCUCGUCUGAUCUCUGACUCUUCGGACGCACAUCAGGUUCGCGCCGCUAGUCCAACUACAGUCACCUCAUCCUCAUCCAAAACGCAUAAGCUUCUGUUACCAGACUUAAGCACUUCCGUCAAACGUACCGGUUCGCUUCCAGUUGACGGCACAGCUGUGGCUGACCGAACAUCUCCACGAUUGCUCGAGUUGUCCUCAAUAAGUGAACCGUCAAACGACGAAAAGAAUAUUGCGGCCACCUCAACGGUUCAAUCUCCAACUCCCCCUACCCACAUCCCCGCGUCGACCCAAGGACCGCGAACGCGACAAAGCAAGAGGAAUGUCUCUGAUACUAAGCGCAUUGUUCGAAAGCUGUCUGAGUCCAGCGAGGAUGCAAGCAUCACAGUUCCCACCAGACGUCGUAAGUUACGCUCUUCGAAGGGUGCCGCACUUGAAGCCACUGAAUUGACUUCAUUGGUACAGCAUGAUGCUGAAUCUCCCUCCCAACCUCCCACGAGGGUUUUCAAACGAACACCACCUGAAGAAGAACCUACAGCGACUUCAAAGAGCCACAUUCGUUCUCGGCGUACGGAUAAUAUUGUCCAUCUGAACCCUACUCUGAGUUCGCUGUCAUCCACCACAGUUCCGGUUGUUCAUCCUUUUGUUCCAUGUGGUUCGAAACGAACACCGGGACGUUCUGCUGCCGCGGACGUAAUCGCCGAUGCAUCUAUUGCCACGAGGGUUCCAACUUGCCCGGCAAGCUAUACUCGCAAAUCACGCUCCAGGGUUUCUAUUUCAUCUGCAAACACAAAAAAAGAUGAAAGACAGGAUGAAAAUACUCUGGACAUUUGCCUUCUGUCCCUCUUACAGUCUGCCUAUUCGCCCAAUACUAUUGACUGGUUUGACCACAUCACAUCUGAGGCGAUCACAAAUGAAGCAUCUGUUAGUGAUCCAGUUACCGUGAACCAACUUUCGCCGGUGCAUGCUCAUGAUAUUUCACAAUCUCACUUGCCACCUGUGUCCACGGGCGACCAGCAACAACAUUCCUCUGACAGUUUUUCUCACUUGACCACUGACUUGGCUGUGAAAGCAGCACCUCAACAAGAACCUGUUGCUACUGCGCUCGAUUUGAAUUCAUCUCUCCAGACAUCCUUUAGUGACUACCUGCUUUGCUCAGCAAGUAACCGGUCUCCUGCUACAUUAGCGCAGUGUCUGUUAAAUGUGCCACUCGCCAACAGUUUGGAUAUAGUAUGGUUAACGUUCCUUGAUGCAGCUCACCAUGAUAGGGUUGAGGAUUCGGAGCUGAGAGAGGUUAAAUUUGUCAAUCUCUGCCUGGCCUUAACAUCACAUCUGUCUGUUCGUCAGCUUAGCGACUGGCCCUUAUAUCAUACUAACUAUUUUCGUUAUCCCGUCCAAACGGCUGCCGCGGUCAAAUGUGUCUAUCGAUUAUUUUCCGUAGACCGAUCUGCGGAAGCCAAUAGUUACUCGCGAGUGUAUCUUACUCGCCUCUUGCAAAGUCUGAGCAACAGCAAUGUUGACCAGUUUCUGCUCAUCUCAUUGCCGUAUAUAGUGGAUGAGUGUCAUACCAUCUUCAAUGAACUUUGGCCCGGGCUGCAGCCACUAAGAGACGCAGCGGCGUCACAGUUCUAUCAUCCAGUAGCGGAUCCACAGUCUUUUUCCUUCCUAAUUGCCACCGUGCAAGCUCUCUUAGCUUGGCAAGAAGCUAGGGUUAUGCGAUCCCAAACCGUAAUCAAGCAGGAUAAAAAGAAACAAUCGAUGGAUAUUCAGGCUAUUUUUGCUAGACUCCAUACAAGUGAGUGGCUUCCUGGACAACCUUUAGAUUCUCGUCGGCCGACAAGUCUAACCAGUUUGGCUCUAUCACAACAGAAUCAUCGAUUACGACGCUUGGCACUUCGCCUAGUCGAUGCGUGUCUGCAACUACAACGAACCGAGGGUAGUGGUUCCAUCACCGUGGUGAAUACCGGACCAACCCCAGAGCGUCAAGAAGCUGCUUGUUCACUACACAUUCUAAUUUCUGCCAUGGCUUUUGUAGUCGGAGAGGAAGCAAUCAUUGACAACGAAGAGGAUGUCCAAGAUUGUAUUUGUGAAUCUGAAGGUUCGACCAGUACUCAUCAGCGAAAACGUCGAAAUCGACAAACACAUCGUCAACAACGGCAAGGCUUACUAGGAUGGCUACUCAACGGACGUCUUCUCCCUUGGUUAACAAAACAAGCGAAGCAAUUCUGUACCGGAGAGUAUAGGAAAGAUGGCGUUCCAACAGGAUACAAAGGCAGUUCAUUCCAUCGUAUCAUCAAGGACUUUAUGGUUCAGGGUGGAGAUUUUAUCAAUGGGGAUGGAACCGGUUCUUUCAGCAUCUACGGUGGCACCCAAUUUGCGGAUGAGAAUUUCAGGAUGAAGCACAAUUCCCCUGGAAUGCUUUCCAUGGCCAACAGUGGUCGAGAUACAAAUGGAUGUCAGUUUUUCAUCACUUGUGCUCCGUGCGAGUUUCUUGAUGGGAAACACGUAGUGUUCGGUCAGAUUGUCGAUGGAAUGUUAGUGCUGAAGAAGAUUGAAAACGUCCCCACCGGUGCGAACAACCGUCCCAAGGCUCCCGUACUGAUCACUCAGUGUGGCGAAAUGUAACCUCGACCUUCCCUGUUGUAAAUAAAACGUAUUUGACUGUGUGUUUGUACAUGCCUGUUAAGGCUAUUUUGUAUUUUAAAAAUGCUGCGAUUGAUUUGUCUUGUUUUUUUCCAGCCUUCUCAUGACAUUACUGUGAUUCCUACGCUUUCAUAUAUCCUGC
Opisthorchis viverrini is the source of this 4383-nucleotide messenger RNA. RefSeq lists its product as hypothetical. Bases 117 to 4223 code for a protein of 1368 amino acids. The transcript is spliced from 11 exons. Gene Ontology annotation, biological process: protein peptidyl-prolyl isomerization; protein folding. Gene Ontology annotation, cellular component: intracellular membrane-bounded organelle. Gene Ontology annotation, molecular function: peptidyl-prolyl cis-trans isomerase activity. The record is from RefSeq and is a predicted model, not a curated record. NCBI's taxonomy places the organism in Eukaryota, Metazoa, Platyhelminthes, Trematoda, Opisthorchiida, Opisthorchiidae.